UCAUUAACGGUCGAGAUGGGGAACUGUUUGUCCAGAAACAGACGGCAGUUGGGUUUGACUGCGAAUCAACACAGAAACAACUAUGAUAAUAUUAAUAGUCACAUUCCUGGUGCCAACCUUCAUGUUUAUGAUAAAAUCCGAAGUCAAAAUCAAAAUGAUUCCUCGAAUGAAUAUUUCAGUCUUGAGACAUCAACUGGCGCGAAAAGCAAUACGAAUCCUGAAGGAAUUUAUGCAGACAUUGUAGAGACAAAUGUGAGAAUACCACGUCUUGGCAAAUACCCAGUAAUGGCCGCAAUAGAUUUUGGGACAACAUACAGCGGCUAUGCGUUUGCAUUGAACAAUUCUGAAACCAAAAUACAACUUCCAACGUGGUCUGGCAGUGAAACAAUGACAAACAAAGCACCAACGGCAGUGUUAUUUGGACCAGAUAAGUCCUUUCUAAAGUUUGGAUACGAAGCCAUUGCGUACAUGCAAGAUAAUCCAAAUGAAGAGGAUCUCGAUAAAUUUUAUUUUUUCCAAGAUUUUAAAAUGCUUCUUUAUAAGACGGAGGAUUUAUCAUUGGAAACUAAAAUUCAAGAUGUAACGGGUCAGAAAAGUUUGUCAGCAAUAGUAGUUUUCUCAAGUGUAAUUAAGUUUUUCUCCGAUAAUCUGAUUUCAAAUUUUGCCAACCGUUUUGGUGGAUCAUCGUUUGAGACGAGCGAUAUAUUUUGGGUGAUAACUGUACCUGCCAUUUGGAGUCUGAAAGCUAAAUACUUUAUGCGAGAGGCUGCCGCAAAAGCUGGUAUACCAUUAAGUCAAUUGGCAAUUGCACUAGAACCGGAAACAGCCAGCGUGUUAUGUCGCACAAUAGAAGUGUACGUCUCAUCAAAUGACGGAAUAGGAGGUGUAAGGAAAACUCUAUGUUCAAUACCAGACAACUCUACAUAUUUAGUUGUAGAUAUGGGAGGUGGUACAGUAGACAUAACUCUUCAUCAAGUCCUUGAAGGCGGAGGACUCCGUGAACUUCACAAAGCUAGCGGUGGAGACUACGGUGGAAACCAGGUCAAUAAAAGAUUUAUAAAAUUUAUUGAAGAGUUAUUCGGAGACAGUGUUGUAGAAAUGGUCAAACAAAAACAUCCAUCUGACUGGGUUGAAAUCCUUACUAAUUUUGAACACAAAAAGAGAGCAACAACAAAAUCUAACGAUCAAGAAAGGGUUGUUAUCAGGUUUCCUUUUUCAUUUGUGGAAGAGUACAAGACUCUUAAGAAUUCAGACUUCCAUGAAAGAAUAAAAUCUCUCGGAUAUGAAGAGGAAGUUGAAGUUAAAAAGGAUAAAUUAUAUAUAAAAUGGAAACUUUUUAAAUCUUUCUUUGAAUUUUCUUUCACAGGAAUUAAAAACUGUGUUGAAAACAUUUUAGAAAAUGGGAGCAAUACAGAAACAAUUCUGUUUGUUGGAGGAUUUGCAGAAUCACCCUACCUUAUCCAAAUUCUCAGAGAACAUUUCAGUAACUUCAAAGUUCUUGUGCCAGAGGAUCCAUCUCUCGUUGUCUUGAGAGGAGCUGUUUUGUUUGGAUUUGACCCUACUAUAAUUCGAUCAAGAGUUUGUCGAUACACUUAUGGCUUUGCAAAUCAGAGACCAUUCGUUGAUGGCAAAGAUAAGAUUGAAAAGAAAACAGAGCACGGUGGACGAUUUUACUGCGAUGAUGCUUUUGAUAAACAUGUUGAAAUAGGAGAGAUGCUUCAACUUGGAAAAUUUCAAGAGCCGAAAGAUUAUCAUCCACUGAAAGAUGACCAAGUAUUAAUAAUGCUUGAACUAUAUGCCUCCACAGAAAAAGACCCAAAAUACGUGGACGACCCAUCUUGCCACUUAGUUGGUGUAAUGGAGAUUGAAGUGAAGCCACGAAAACCUGGAGAGGACGGAACUGUAUCAGUUCGUGUCAACUUUAGUGGAACUGAACUGGAAAUAGAAGCACGUGAAAAGAGAACAGGAAAUAUUACCCGAUCAACGUGCAAUUUCUUAGGAUAAUUACGGUUAUCUUAACUUGGAUUUGUUUUUCCUUUUUAGAUUUUUCUAAAGUUCAGUAUAGGUCACUGUAAAGAACAAAUUAAUUUACACAUUAUUUGACGAUCAUGAAUUAUACUGUGAAUAAAACUUCAGUCUGAGAUGCAUCUGCUCUGAUAUGCAGUUUUCUACAAAUCAAAGGAUUUUAUUUUGAUGAAGGCUAUUUUGUUUAAUUACAAAAUAAGAAUUAUCAUGAGUAAAAAAAAUAUGUAAACAUAUCAUUUUCAUUAAAUCCAUGGAACAAAUA
This is a messenger RNA of Saccostrea echinata, 2287 nucleotides long. Its product is annotated as heat shock 70 kDa protein 12A-like. Gene Ontology annotation, molecular function: ATP binding; ATP-dependent protein folding chaperone. Bases 16 to 2004 code for a protein of 662 amino acids. Lineage: Eukaryota; Metazoa; Mollusca; Bivalvia; Ostreida; Ostreidae. The record is from RefSeq and is a predicted model, not a curated record. The transcript is spliced from 9 exons.